Anguilla rostrata (American eel) is the source of this 2689-nucleotide messenger RNA. RefSeq names its product bifunctional apoptosis regulator-like. Gene Ontology annotation, biological process: proteasome-mediated ubiquitin-dependent protein catabolic process. The record is from RefSeq and is a predicted model, not a curated record. The transcript is spliced from 8 exons. Lineage: Eukaryota; Metazoa; Chordata; Actinopteri; Anguilliformes; Anguillidae. The coding region runs from base 439 to 1800 and encodes 453 amino acids. Gene Ontology annotation, molecular function: ubiquitin protein ligase activity; protein binding.
CAACUGUUUGUCAAAUUCAUAUUUUUCCACUUAUUAAGUAAUAUUAUUUGAACGCAGAACACACCGUGUGCAUAGCUGUGUGGGUGCACUGACACUAGCUACAGAAUGUAUGCAUUGUUUACGUAAUCAAAGAUACUCGUUUUUAAGUUUCCCUCGAGUAGGCCUACAUAAGUGGUAGGAAAACAUCGACUAUUUUUUUUUUACAAAUCUGUUUCUACAUUAUCGAUAUCAUCACGCAUUCCAGAAAAUAAAGGACUGUUCAUUUCUUCGAUUGAUUUCAGUGUUAACCAACCAAAGAUGAGUUAGCAUAUUUUGAUAACCAAUGGAACGUGAGCAGACGAUGGCGUUUCAGCACACCGGUUGGCCACAGAAAAGUACGAUAUGGUACUUCAUGAGUAGGGAAUUUGUCCACCUGGAGACCCAAUCACCAGUUCCCAAAUGAAGGGGGACGUUGACACUGAUCUUGGACCAUUUUCAGAGGACCCUCAGUCCAUUUCUGACCCUUGCCCAAAGGCUUCCAGCAGUCUGAUCUCUGAACACGAGUUCUUGUGUCACUGCUGUUAUGAAAUCCUAGUCAGCCCAACAACACUGAACUGUGGGCACAGUUUUUGCCGACACUGCCUUGCCCUCUGGUGGGAAUCUUCGAGGAAGAAUGAAUGUCCGGAAUGCCGAGAGAAAUGGGAGGGCUUUCCCAAAGUCAAUAUUCUUCUGAGGGAUGCAGUUGAGAAAUUUUUCUCUGAAGUGGUGCAUAGAAGGAAGGAGGAGAUUCAGACCAAUCCCAAAAUAGCCCAGAGUCUUCUUGCCUUCCAGAGGUAUGGGGAUGAGCAGGCAUCUCGAGGGGCGUUGUCAACUGGCCAGCGAAGAGGUGGAGGAGGAUUUUUCUCUGGAGUUCUUACUGCACUCACUUGUGUGGCAGUUAUGUUCUUGGUGUAUCAUUGGAGCAGCCGAGAGGCAGAGCAUGAUCUUCUAGUUCAUAAACCUGUAACAAAAUGGACUGCAAAAGAAGUUAUCUUUUGGCUGGAGAACUUGGGGCCCUGGGCCUCUCUAUACAAGGAAAAUUUCCUAAGAGAGCAAGUCAAUGGAAGACUUCUGAUCAUGUUGGGGGAUGAGGAGCUCUCGAGGCACCCAUACAGCAUUGAGAACCACACACACCGGAAGGCUGUGGUGGCGGAGCUGGAGAGGGUUAGAGCUCUUGGAGUGAAGCCACCUCAGAAUCUUUGGGAAUAUAAGGCAGUGAAUGCAGGUAAAUCCCUGUUCUUCCUCUACGCCCUGAAGAAUUCCCCUCGACUCACCAUUCUAUACCUCUACCUGUUCGAUUACGCGGAAACAUUCCUGCCUUUCCUGCACACCUGCUGCCCUGGGCAGAGGGUGGAGCAAGAGGACGAUGCCCUCUUCCCUAAAGCUGCACACGGUGACCCCACCUGGAAGCAGUGGACAGAGUUCCUGGUGAAGUACUUGCUGCUCCCGUACCAGCUGAUCGCUGAGUUUGCCUGGGACUGGCUGUCUGUUCACUACUGGACGGCGCGUUUCAUCAUCGUCAACGCCAUGCUCCUGUCCGUGCUGGAGGGCUGCGCUCUCUGGAGGCUGUGGGCGCGGUCAGAGCUAAGGACUCUCCCUCACAGAAUGUGGAGCCAUUUCUGGAAAGUGUCAACUCAAGGGUUUGCUGUUGCCAUAUUCUGGCCAGUCAUUCCUCAGUUUGUCUGCAACUGCUUGUUUUACUGGGCCUUAUACUUCAACCCCAUCAUAAACAUUGACCUUGUGGUUCAGCAACUGCUUCGUCCAGAAACUCAAGUGCCAUAAGAAAACUCGUGCUGGAGGUAUUCUGGUAAGGUUUAAUAAGAGAGCAACGCAAUGUGAAAUCAAUAUCAAAUUCCAAGUUCCCACUUGAUAUUUCUACUUGUGCCACAGUAGAAGAAAACGUGAUACAUCAAGUUUUUAUUGACUAGCUUCAACAUGUAACAUGCAAUGGCAGCUUUUAAAAUUAAGGUUUAAAGGAGUAAUUGAAUUUGUUGCUCACUGUUAGCUGAUAAAAUCAGUGGAGCAAGGAGUCCCCAGAAACUGUACACUUUGCUUCUUAAGAGUGUGGUUCUCAUGAGUUUAAGUUGAAAGUUCCCUGAGAUACAUGAAAGGCUACUGCUAAGCUCUUGGUUUGGGUUUCUGUUAUGAAAUGAGCAACAGUCUUUAUUUUAAGGGAAGGCAUAUUACACAUAACAAGGAUAUAUAUUUGCCUGGAAUGCUCAAUAUAAGUGUUAGUAUGACAGUUUUCGUAGCCCGUGUUGAAAACUAACUUAUCGCAAUAAGCAACAAAAGAUGAUGACUCAUCAUUGCGUUGAAUCCAUGCAAUAUUUUUAUUGUUUUUUAAAGCAUUAAGAAAAUACAUUGAGUUUUAGAAGUUUCUUUAACUGUCCAUGUUAAUUUUAUGCAAUUGUUCAGUGUAAAGGCCUAUCUUAUACUUGUUCCUGAAUGUCUACCAAAAGUUGCAAUUUCCAUUGUCUUUUGAAAUUGUUCAAGGGACGAUCAGAGGUUUUCUGUUAAUCAUAAAUGUUAAUUUUUUUUUUUGUUUUAACUUUUGAUUAUAUUUGCACUUAAAUACUGAUAUAACUGUGACUUAUUCAUGCACCUGGGUACUUUGUUUUCCAAAAUGAGUAAAAGUUUGAAAAUAUGAAUAAAAACUUGAAUUUUUAGAAAA